This is a messenger RNA of Oncorhynchus mykiss (rainbow trout), 2837 nucleotides long. Its product is annotated as chondroadherin. NCBI's taxonomy places the organism in Eukaryota, Metazoa, Chordata, Actinopteri, Salmoniformes, Salmonidae. The record is from RefSeq and is a predicted model, not a curated record. Gene Ontology annotation, molecular function: protein binding. Gene Ontology annotation, cellular component: extracellular matrix.
GCCGUUCCAUCCUCUCAAAGCCCGGAGUGAAUCUUUUUUGCACUGCCCUCCUCUCUCAGUCACGUCCACUCUCACUCUCCCCCUCUUUCACACCAUUCACCUCUUGCCUUCCCUCUCUGAAUCCUUCUGCUCUCUCUUUCUAUCUCCCUGAGGCUUUCUGGAGGAAUUUCUAGCUUAGAGUGCCUGUCAAGCAGUAAGAAGAAGCUCUCAAGAAGACAGAAGACAGACCAGGUGGAGAGACUGAGCAGAGUAGUGGCGUCAGUAUGCCGUGUGUGAGCUUCCUGUUGGUGGGGACUUGCCUGCUGGUCCUCGGCCCGGCUGUUUGGGGCGCCCCCAGCCAGUGCCCGGCUCAGUGUCACUGCCAUGGGGACCUGCAGCAUGUCAUCUGUGACAACGUGGGGCUGAAGAAGAUCCCGCAGGUGUCCGAGGCCACCCGUCUGCUCAACCUGCAAAGGAACAACCUGGGCAGCCUGCCCACUGGCUCCUUCGCCAGCAGCAAGGGUCUCAUCUCGUUGCACAUGCAGCACUGCCAGCUCCAUGAGAUUGGCGGCCAGGCCUUCAAGGGACUCAAAAAGCUAAUCUACCUCUACCUGUCCAACAACGAGAUCACCAGCAUCAAGCCAGGUGCCUUCGAGGACCUCACCGAGCUCACUUACCUCUACCUGGAUGGCAACCGCAUCAGCGACCUGCCCAAGGGAAUCUUCUCACCCAUGAUCAACCUGUUCAUCCUGCAGCUCAAUGACAACAAGCUGCGUGACAUCAAGCCAGGCACCUUCGCCGGAGCCAAAGACCUGCGCUGGCUGCACAUGAGUGGCAAUGAGAUGAACUCGCUGCAGCCGGGCUCUCUGGACGAUGUGGAGAACCUGGCCAUCCUGCACCUGGACAGGAACAGGCUGUCCACCUAUCCUGGCCUGGCCAUGAGCAAGCUGAGAGUGGUGGAGGAACUGAGCCUGGCCAAGAACCCCCUGAGGAGCAUCCCCGACAACGCCUUCCAGAGCUUCGGACGCUACAUGGAGAAGCUGAACCUGGAUGGCAUGGGGCUGGAAAAGUUCUCUGACGCUGCGUUCAAUGGAGUGACGGCCAUCAAGUCUCUGCACCUGGACAACAACAAGCUCAAGUCCCUCCCCAACAGCCUGGAGUUCACCACUAUCACCAACCUCACGCUCUCCAACAACCCCUGGAGCUGCACCUGCAUGCUUGCCCCUCUGCGCAAGUGGAUGGACUCUAGCCGCCAGCGCCCUGAUGCGCUCUGUGCAUCUCCAUCCUCACAGAGAGGAAAACAGAUCAGAGACAGUUCUGCCUUCAGCAGCUGCAAAGUCAAGACAAAGAGAGCCAAGAAGGGCACGCGCCAUUAAAAGAGAACUCUCUGUCUGCUCGUCAGAGUCUGUCCCCUGCUGUUCUUUUUCCAUCUUGGCCUUGGUGUCCUGUCCAGAACAGAACAGUGUGUCCCGGUCAUGGCGUUGACCAGUAGGAGGGCAGACUGUUUGAUUUGGCUGCUGAUGUUUGUCUUUCUACAGGAGACGCUGCCUGAGGGGAAAGGCCUGUCCAGGUGACGGGCUCUGUACGUGUGCAGAGAAAGAAAGAAAGAAAGAAAGCAACUCUAACUGCUACUUCAAGACUGUCCAUACUCACUAUCUGUCAAAUCUCAAUUUCACAUGUACACACAGGAAGUGAUACAUGACACAAACACAUGCACACAAAAAACACAAACAGAAAACCAAAAGGCUUUACACGAAGCAGACUCAAGAAAACACUUGUACACAAGUGGAAGAAUUGUGUGGUUCAGUUAAAAGACAACAUUCACACAACCCACACACACACACAACAUACACACAACCUUUAUCAAUACAAACACACACCUUUCUUUCAUCCCACUCUCUUUUCAACGGCUGAGGAAUUUGUCAAGCAUCCUACAACCAACACAUAGACAAACAGCCAUGUUGACUCUCCUCGACGCCAGCUUUACACCUUCACACCUUCAGCUUUACACCUUCACCUUUCAGGACCCUGCCGCCUACUGCCACAGCAAUGGCCUACAUAAUUCCCCAACUAUGGGUCACUCCGUUGGUCAUGUCUCGCUGUCUCGCUUCUCCUGUGAGAAAUUCUCUGUCAGACUGAGAAAACAUCCUGAAAGGACUGUGACCAUAAAACGGACGUCGACGUAGCGUGACCCCUCUCAAACUCUGACCAAAGGUAAACGAUACAUCACAGCGCAGGCGGCUGAGGACUUUUUCUGAAAGGGUUUAUGAGACAACGGAGCGAUGGCAGGUCAAAGUUGAGAAGGAACAGUCAGAGACGACAUGAACAAAGAGAGGACUCCAGUUCUCCAGCAGUAUCUUUCGUUUAACGAAUGAAUACAUACAAAAGACAAUCUCCCUAGAGAUACAAAGAUACUUUAUUCUUACAUGAAUUAAGUUUAAAAGGGUUUGCAAUGCAUUUAAAUAUGUUAUCACAGGGGGAAAUGGUGUACAGUUCAAAAUGGAUAUGAGAAAAGGUGGCAGAGUUGUCAUGUCUUUGACUAAAUAAGUAAUAUACUAAAUAUUUUGCCUUUUCCAUCCACCCUGCUGUGGCAAUGCUUCAUUUGUUAGCGGACACGCCCAGACACUCUGUGUUACAUUUCAUUUAAAGUAAUUGAUUGACAUUGAAAAAAUAUAUUUUUUACUGCUAAGUCAAUGGAUUGUCCAUAAGCAUCAUAUAAGCAUAAGCAUACUCUGCGAGUAUCAUAACUCUUAAGAUUUGGCUCUUCUUUUUUAUGUAUAUUGAACAUCAUAAAAUGUAUUUUUUUGACUUUUGGAGGUGAACAACUCACAUCCAAUAAACAUUUAAGAAAUAAAGAU